AAGCACCAACCAAUUAUUGAAGUUCCAGUCUCCGCAACGCUUUUGAGCACAGCCACGUUCUAUUCUACCUACGGGAGAUCGACAAAGUCCACGACUUGAUAAUACUUGCGUAUCCCCUUUGCGCCGCACGCUCAAAUAGCCAACUACGACUCACCAGGUUUUGAAUAUUGAUUGCUCGAUUGAAGCUCAAAAGCUUUUUCCUCUUUCCUUAUGCCCUCGUACGGCUCUUUGCAUUCUCCUUCGCUGCGCAAAAUGGAAAAUUCUAGGGCAAGUUAUCGCCGUAGGGGCAUGAAUAUGUCCAAUGUUAUCGGUGAUCCUUUUGCCCUAGCAACGAUCUCUAUCGCCUUGCUCGCAUGGGUCAUCUCUUUCAUCAGUUCCAUUAUAGGUCAAAUACAUGCAACCGCCAGGAAUCCUUUCCCAGCGUAUACAUGGUUUGCAAUCGUUUUCAUGUUACCUUUAAUAGGCGGCAUAUUCGUUGUAAUAGCAUCCAAUUCUAUUCAGACAUAUCAUGUCGCGAUUGUCGGCUAUAUAUCUGUCGGUCUUAUCGCUACAACUUCGUCUGUUACGUCUCUAGUUUAUUCUUCUGAGGGGGCUAGGGAAGCUGCUGCCGCGGGUUUCAUUUUACUCUCCAUGGUCAAUAUCGUAUGGCUUGCUUAUUUCGGCUCUGCGCCCUCCGCUGUACCACGUGCCUACAUCGACUCCUUUGCUCUAGCCAAGGAGUCGUCAAUGAGCCGACAAACCAUGAAUGGAGGAUAUGGUGGUCGCCCCGAAACAUCUACAUCCGUCCAACCCCCGCAGAUGUAUACGUCUGCCCAGCUUAACGGGUUUGAAAACCCAUCUCCCGUCGGAGGAUUCAAUGGCAAUGCCACACGUAAUUCGGGUGGUGCUUCUGGCUUCCCUGGCGUUAUUAACAAGACGCCAUCGCCUGCGCAGAACGAGCCAGAAAUUGCUGCCCCGACGGAGUACCCGUACCGUGCGAAGGCUAUCUACAGCUACGAAGCUAACCCCGACGACGCUAAUGAAAUUUCCUUCUCGAAACAUGAAAUACUCGAAGUGAGCGAUGUAAGCGGCCGAUGGUGGCAAGCCAAGAAAGAAAGCGGCGAGACAGGCAUAGCACCCAGCAACUAUCUCAUAUUAUUAUGAGAAUAUUAAUUAGCUGACGUACUUUUGCUUGGAUUUAUUUGAAUUGGGACGCAGCCGUUUGAAUGAUAUAUCCGGAAUUUCCCUCCCAUACAACGAGGGGAGAGCGCUUGUAUUUGAAUGGGUUUUAGAGGCUGCGAACGAAACGCUGGGCCACGGACACGCGUUGGAGUAAAAUCGGGGUUUACCAACAUUACCGGAUGUAGCUUUUCCCACUUUUGCAAAGCUCUUUUUUCUACUAUUAUUCACACGAUGGCCGGCUAAUUGUUUAUUGUCUUUUUAUUUUAUUUUCUUCCCUUUUGACCUCUCUGCCGACGACCGGGUCGUUCCGGUGCGGCAUACACACAGAGAAAGACAAACCUCCUUCGUUGCCCUGCGAAAUAACUUGCAGGAGAAACGCUCGUUUUCGGCGCCCCUUCGGAGCAUGUACGUAUAUUUAGUUGAGAAUCGGCGAAGUUAGGGCGAGUAGGACGGAAGCCUUGUGGACGAAAGGGAUUUUUAACGAACGUCACGCCAUUGGUUCACGGAUUCCAGGAGAUAGGUGGUUAAGCUCUGGUGUCAAUCAAUGAAAGAACACUAUUAAAGACUUGUGUGCGUGUUGAAGGUGCUGCUGUGUACAAAUACCCCAGGAAAUCUGUUCUGAUGUUUUUAAGCUAUGGGCUUCCAUCUGUAAUUCAGGAUUAUAAGUGUAUUACAAAUGUUGUCAUAUGUACUAGGUGCUUUGGAUGAAUUGUAACAUUAUGUAUUACA
This is a messenger RNA of Daldinia loculata, 1890 nucleotides long. RefSeq lists its product as uncharacterized. Gene Ontology annotation, molecular function: protein binding. The record is from RefSeq and is a predicted model, not a curated record. NCBI's taxonomy places the organism in Eukaryota, Fungi, Ascomycota, Sordariomycetes, Xylariales, Hypoxylaceae. Bases 211 to 1143 code for a protein of 310 amino acids. The transcript is spliced from 3 exons.